GGUGUUUUAGUGGUGUUUACGUUGGCAGUUCUGUUCGGUGCCGUGAGCGUGAUGAGCGGAACACCACCAUUGUUUAUUUAUUAUGACAUAUUUUGUACAAAGAAUGAUUUUACUGAUUGUUGUGAUUUAAAUUAGCUUAAAUAGUGCCUAGAAAUGAGUCACAUGUCACCAUUUCGCCUAAAUGUCCAAAACAUUGCAUCCGAGUUAUCAACAAGCAGUUCAAAUCCCAAAAAACGUCGAAAAAACGUGCAAACACCAAUUCAAACACCCACAAAUGUGCAGGACUUACUGCCGCCCCCUUUAUCGGGCUACGGCGACACGAUCGUCGCGUCGAACCCGUUCGACGACUGCCCCAGUAAUGUGAAUUCGAUGAACGUGCGGAACAUGCCCCCCAUGGGCAUGGGCCCGAACAUGUCCAUGGGGGUGAACAACAUGAACAUGUGCAGACCGAUGGGCCCAGCGAUGCAAGGCCCGGGACCCAUGGGACCUGGACCCAUCAAUAACGGGCCCCAAAUGAACGGCCCCAUGACCGCCGGCAUGAACAUGAGCAGCCCCAACGGGCCCAUCGGCCCCCCACACAACAACUUCAUGAUGUCGCCCAUGAACACCAUGUACUCGAAACCCAUGCCGGGGCCCAUGCCCGGCAACAUGGGCGGGCCGGGACCCAUGAACAACGGCCCACAAAUGAAUGGCCCCAUGUCAGCUGCCAUGAACAUGAGCAGCCCCAAUGGACCCAUAGAAUUUUUCUCUCAAGUAGGGCCCCCUCACAACAAUAAUUUCAUGAUGUCGCCGAUGAAUACCAUGUAUUCGAAACCAAUGCCCGUCAGUGCUGGUAAAGUAUACCCAGCGGACCAACCAAUGGUUUUUAAUUCGCAAAAUCCCAAUGCGCCGCCUAUUUACCCCUGUGGGGUGUGUCACAAGGAAGUGCACGACAACGAUCAAGCCAUUCUGUGUGAGAGUGGCUGCAACUUUUGGUUUCACAGGGGUUGUACAGGCUUAACAGAAGCAGCUUUCCAGCUGCUGACGGCUGAAGUUUAUGCUGAGUGGGUUUGUGAUAAAUGUCUAUCAUCAAAAAAUAUCCCUUUAGUUAAAUUUAAGCCAUAGAAACUGUACCAAUACCAAUAAAAUUGUUAAUGUUAUUGUUAUGAUAAGACUGAAGACCGUAAAGAAAGUCACAUCACUCGUUUUAAGACAAUUCAUUUUUAGUAGAAUCUCAUUGUAUUUUAAUAUAUUGUAUAUAGUUAGGUCGCCUUUUUUAUAAAUAUGUGUAUAAAGCCGUUAGUACACACGCCUACAAAUAGUGGUAGCAUUAAUUGUCAUUAUAAUAAUUUAAGGGUAUCUAACUGUAUGUAUCAUAUACACAAUAUGUUGUAACAAACUGGACGCAGCAUAUUCAUUACAUCAUGUAUUGUAAAUAGCAAUUAUGUUCCAUUAAUUUUAUUUAAAUGAAAAUAUAUAUAAUAUAAUAUAA
Molecule: messenger RNA, 1471 nt
Organism: Tribolium castaneum (red flour beetle)
Lineage: Eukaryota; Metazoa; Arthropoda; Insecta; Coleoptera; Tenebrionidae
Gene: pygo
Product: pygopus
Exons: 5
Coding region: 154-1104 (316 amino acids)
Source: RefSeq, a predicted model, not a curated record